AUCCCCAGCUGCACCAGAACCAACCACCACCGCUACCACUACACAACAGCCCGCCAUGUCUGCCCCCAAAGUCGCCAUCAUCAUCUACUCCAUGUACGGCCACGUCGCCAAGCUGGCUGAGGCUGAGAAGGCCGGUAUCGAGAAGGCUGGUGGAACCGCUGAUAUCUACCAGGUCCCUGAGACUUUGUCCCAAGAGAUCUUGAACAAGAUGCACGCUCCCCCCAAGCCUGACUACCCCCUUAUCACGGUCGAGAACAUCGUGAACUAUGAUGCUUUCCUGUUCGGCAUCCCAACGCGAUACGGCAACUUCCCCGCCCAAUGGAAGGCCUUCUGGGACUCCACUGGUGGCCUCUGGGCUGGUGGAAAGCUCGCCGGCAAGUAUGCCGGCCUCUUCGUCUCCACCGCUGGAUUGGGCGGAGGACAGGAGUCUACCUGCCUUGCCUCCAUGUCCACCCUCGCCCACCACGGCAUCAUCUACGUCCCCCUCGGAUACUCCCAUGCAUUCCCCAUUCAGACUAACUUGGAGGAGGUUCACGGCGGCUCUCCUUGGGGUGCCGGAACCUUCGCUGGUUCUGAUGGCUCUCGCCAGCCCUCUGCUCUCGAGCUCGAGCUCGCUGAGAUCCAGGGCAAGGCAUUCUGGAACAUCGUCAGCAAAGUCAAGUUCUAAAAUGCCCAAACUAUUGCACAGAUACCAUGUUUCUAUAGUUUACCAACGAUAAUACCUCGGCCUUUUUCAGCGUUGUUCUUUUCUUUUUUUUUAUCCGGACCUGUUGCAUUGAUUAGAUAUCUCGACACUUGUACGAACUUCCACACGAACUUUAAUGUAUAAUGUUGCAUUC
Coprinopsis cinerea okayama7#130 is the source of this 839-nucleotide messenger RNA. RefSeq names its product NADH-quinone oxidoreductase. The transcript is spliced from 5 exons. Lineage: Eukaryota; Fungi; Basidiomycota; Agaricomycetes; Agaricales; Psathyrellaceae. The record is from RefSeq and is a predicted model, not a curated record. Gene Ontology annotation, molecular function: NAD(P)H dehydrogenase (quinone) activity; FMN binding. The coding region runs from base 56 to 667 and encodes 203 amino acids.